AUGAAACCAAAUAUGUAUAGUAAUAAUCAAAGACCUCCAAGUACGACCAAGGAUAAAAUGCAAGCACAAGGAUUGCCCAAUUACCCCUUAUUACUUAAUAAAACCUAAUCCACACCAUCAUCUCAGGAGAUCAAAUCUGGCUAUACAUACUCCUCAUAUGGAACUUCCACACUGAACACCCAACCACAAUAUGUUAGUUUUUCUUAUUUAUUUGAGUAGACCAGACCUUAUGAAUAGUACGGCUAAAAACUAUAUCCAUAUUAAAUCAAUUAAUAACAAUCAUCGAGUGGUAUGACCACUUCACUAUCGACUACUCAAAAGACCAAUUCAACAAUUUCAUCCAUGUCGCAGUCUCAACCAGAAUAAUAACAAUCAACAAAAUAUACGUAAAAUGUCAGCAAAGGCAUAUGCGGAUUGAGAAAUAUUGGCAAUACCUGUUUCAUGUAAUUGUAUAUAAUUAUAUUCAGGAAUUCAGUUCUGCAAUGCUUACUCAACCUUCCUGCCUUUAAUGAACACUUCUUAAAUGGAGAUUACCUAAAAGACUUGAAUUCCAAAAACAGCUCUGUCCCAAACGAGUACAGCAAACUAGUUUCCACUGUCAGAAGCACUCCAAACUUUCAAUCCAUUGCUCCAUAUGGAAUUAAAUCUGCAGUUGGUAAUCUCUCUGUGCUUAUUAGUAUUUUCUAUUAGAAAAUGUUAUGCCCUGUUUCAGAGGCUAUGCUCAAUAAGAUGCUCAAGAAUUUUUGGUUGCACUCCUAGAUGGUCUCAGUCUUGGCUUGAACAGAGUGAAGAGUAAAUCAACCUAUAAAGAAAUGACUGACAAUCUCAAUGGAAGAACAUUACAAGACUUAGUAACUUACAUUUUCAUUUUUAGAGCAAAGAGUGGUGGGAUUAUUCAAAAAGCAGAGAAAAUAGUUUAGUUCUAGAUUAUUUCUAGGGAUAAUUGUUGCACACAAUCAAAUGCUCCUAUUGUAACAAUAGUUCAUAUGCAUUUGACACUUUUUUGGAUACGUCUUUAGCAUUUACUAGAGCAUUUAAAAUAUUGGAAGACAUGGAUUUAGAUAGAUUAUUAGAUAAAUAUGUAAUUGAAGAAACUAUUGAUGACUAUUAUUGUUCAAAAUGGUAUUUAAUUUAUCGUUAUUGUUUGUUGAAGCAAAAAGCAUUAGAAAGUAAAACGCAAAUUUACAAUUUGGAGAUUGCCUCACAUUUUGAUGUUUCAUAUCAAAAGAUUUGAUUACAGAAGAUUUUCGAGUGACAAAUUAAAUCAUCGAGUCAAAUUUCCUUUGGAAUUAGAUAUGACCAAAUUCAUCCAGGAUUCACGUAAGACAUUCUUAAUUUUAGUCGACUAGUCUACCAAAAAUUGUUAAUAUUCCUUGUGUGGAAUUGUAAAUCAUAGUGGAACAUUGUAUGGAGGACACUACACAGCGUAUUUAUUACUUAUAUAUAUUAAUAAAGUGACAGUUUGAAUCCAUUUAAUUUAAAAUGGUAUCGAUACAACGACUCUGACGUUAGAGAGAUUGAUGUAAAACAACAAAGAUAUGAUACUGAUGGCAGUAGUAGUCCAUACAUAUUGUUCUAUGCGAGAAAGUCAUUAUAUUGA
Molecule: messenger RNA, 1600 nt
Organism: Paramecium octaurelia
Lineage: Eukaryota; Ciliophora; Oligohymenophorea; Peniculida; Parameciidae
Source: the annotation of a GenBank genome assembly